CAAUGCAGGACAUGCAAGUUAUGGCAAAACCAUAGGCAAGCUGGAAAAACAAAGGAGAGAAUCUUUCUGUUACCAGAGUAAAGGGGAAGAUGGGAGGAGGUGUUACAAAGAGUCCAUUUGAGGAAACUGGGAGUUGUAAGUAUAGUGGCUUUUCACUGCUGAGUUGUGACAGUCUUUCACUGGCUGAGCUGUUGCCAAGGCAAAAAGAAACUCUUCCUUUCCCUUACUGUGGUAAUAAAGGAGAAAAAUCUUCCUGUUGGAGAUUCAAGGUACCCCUUCUCCCUGUUUGGAGGUAAAUGAUCACGAGUAGUAAAGCCUGCGAGCUCCCAGUAUAGGCCCUUCCCGACUCCAAUUUUAGUUGAGGUUUCCUUUAGUAAUUUUCAGUUUUAACAAGCAAAGUAAUCCACACAGGAAAUAUCUUAGUUCUUUUCAUCACUGGUCAUGCCUUGCACGUUUAGCAGCUGAUCUGAGGUGGAUAAAUAGCCCGUACUGGCCACCCCCACUCCUGGAACCCCACUUUUCUCGUCUGUAAAAGGGGUAUUGGUGAUCCUUCACUCCCUAGGGCUGUGGUGAGUAGAAAGGCUCCUGCUUUCAAUGUCAGUUCCCUCUGCCUCCCCUAUAUGGCUGUCGGGGACACCCGGGAGAGAGACGGGGCAGAGACUAGACUAGGGCUUCUCCAGAGCCAGGCGCCAGGCGCCAGGCGCAGCCCACACCAGUCCCAAGUUCUAACCACACCCUGGGCCCAGCUGCCCCACUCCAAGGCGGGGAGCAGGUGUACUUCCGCCACCCAUAAGUAUCUCGCACGUGGCGGGCCGGGCGGGGUGCGGAGCGGUAGCUCCGCUGCGCAGUGCCAGCAGUCUGCAAGGCCAGGACGAUGAACCUGACCUCCAUGCCUCGCUCCCCGCGGCCGGGCCGGACCGCGCCCCCCGCGAGCCAGUCAACGAUAUCUCCCGUCGUGGAGCUGAACGUGGGAGGCGAGUUUUAUACUACCACCGUAGGCACCCUGAGAAAACUCCCGGGCUCAAAGCUGGCAGAGAUGUUCUCCAGCUCAGCCAAGGUCUUCACGGAUGCGGAAGGCCGCUUCUUCAUUGAUCGCCCCGGCACUUAUUUCGGACCCAUCCUGGACUACCUGCGCAGCGGGCAGCUGCCCACGCAGCACAUCCCCGAGGUGUACCGUGAGGCUCAGUUCUACGAAAUCAAGCCUUUGGUCAAGUUCCUGGAGGACACGCCGCAGAUCUUUGGUGAGCAGGUGGCACGGAAGCAGUUCUUGCUGCGAGUGCCCGGUUACAGCGAGAAUCUGGAGCUCAUGGUGCGCCUGGCGCGCGCAGAGGCCGUGGCGGCGCGCUACUCCAGCGUCCUAGUGUGUGCAGUGCGCACGGAAGAGGAUGCCGCGCACUGCGUGGAAUCGCUGCGCGUCCUGGAGGCGGACAAGAGGUUGGUCGUCCAAUUCGGGCCUUGGAAAGCGGCCCCGGUCAUCAGGGACCUCCUGGACUCCGUGCGGAUGGACAUUGAGGCCCAGGGGUACCAGGUAACCUAUGACUACUGCUCCACGAAGACAUUCCAGCCUAAGCUAGGGGUCAGUGAAUACUUCUAUACGUUCCACUUUACCUGGUGGUGAUCCUCACGGGCGGGGACUGUUAAUGUACCCUGGUGGGGCUUAUGAAAUUAAAAGUUGCCUUCAAAAGCCAUCUUCCUUUAAUUUCAAAAACAAACAUCAAACAAUUUCCAAAUUGGUCUGUGAAGCUUGCCCCCAAAUAUUUAUCUCCCCUUGAGGACUUUCCACUCAUUGCAACGGACUCCGCUUGUACUUGCCUAGGUAGUGAGGUGCAACUACUUCUUUAAAGCCACAUGUACCUGUCAGAACCUUACCUUGAAGUCAAAUAGUAAGGCUGAGAUUAAUUGGAAUGCUCCAAAAAUGCUUUGGCUGGAGAUGCGGGGUGUCAACAGGAAAACAACAGGAUAUCAUGAAUCUAGUCUGAUCUAAAAAAAGUAAUCUACCCGGCCUCAGCCGAUGGGCCAAUCCUUUAGCCCUGGUAUGUGCCUUAGGAGGAAGAUGCCAAGUUAGUACCUGUAGUAGAUGCCACCCAGACCUUCUGUCCCAGAUGCUGUGAGUGUUGGCUGCUAAAGCCUCACAGCUGUCCUCUGCUUUAGAGCAGUGGUUUGCAAAAUGUGGUCCCUGGACAAGCAGCAUCAGCAACACCUGGAUACUUGUUAGAACUACAGAUUCUCUGACCCUUUCCCUACCCCCACACCUACUUAAUCAGAAACCCUGGGAGUUGGCCCAGCACGUUUAACAAACUCUUCAGGUGCUUAUGAUACACUCUAAUCUUGAGACCUGCUCUGAAAAAGAAUUUCCAUUUCUCUUGUGUAGAGGUACAGAAGACUGACCCCUAACUUCAAGGAAGAACCAGAUCUGGUGGUGCACUUCCUGUUCAGAGCUCCUUGUGGGAUCAGGCAGAAGUCAGUCCUCAUCUGACACCAUAUUCUUGUUGAGCAUUCUUCCUCUGCUCUACCCCAUUUCCCUCAUUCCCCUUCCCUUGAGAGCACAUCCACAAUGAAUCACUUGCACAAGAGAGUCUUUCAGGUUCUGCUUCUCAACCUAAGACAUAUGUAACUCUAAGGAGGACACAUGUAGACAUUCAUCCUUCUACAAGUCCAGGCCUGGGUUAGAUGGCUCCCUUCCCUGCCUAGUAGGGUGACCAGCCAUCUUGGGUUCCCUAGGACUGAAAGUCAAGUUUAAGUGUCCAAGUUUAAGGAAUUAACACUAAGUCAGGGAGUUUCACAUUUAAACAUAAAAUUGCUCAGAACAAAGUUAUUUUCAACAAGCGUUAUAAUUCAGUAAGUUGUAUGUUUUUUCUUAUUUGCAAAGCUUGUUCUAUGUUUUCCUUUUUUGGUAUUUAAUAUGGCUGACAAUUUAAAGUGAAAAACUCCUGAAUGUCUAUUUGAAUUUUUUAUCAUGAAGCAAUUCAACAUUAUUUAUCAAAAGCCUGAAGAGGAAGUUCAUAUCUUUUGAUUGGUAUGAUCAAUGUAAGAUUAGAUUGUAAGGGGACACCCUGCUUCUUAAGAUUGAAAUAGGAUAGUUUAAAAUUUCAAUUUUAUGAAUUUUGGAAAGGUCAGUGUUCUCCCCAAGAUUUCUGCACAUUCCCAGAGGGCUUGUCUUCUUGUGGUUGGCUCUGGUUCUUUGCUUCUGCUGGAUUCAUUCAGCAUAGGGAUCAUCUAGAUGUAUUGAACUGGUUGUUGCUGUUCUGCACAAUGAUCACCCAGAUUUAACACUCAGGUCUUUUUCCUAAUUUUUACAAAUGCCACUCCCAUGAGCUAUUUGUGCACAUAGCAGACUGUGGAAAAUACAGGCAAUGAAGAGGAGAGUCUACAAUGCAAAUAACUUGAAUAUUGGACAUAUCUAUUCUUAAAAGUGUUGUCAGUCACCCCCAUCACUAGGGGCUUUUCACUAGUAGAUUGUAUUUGUUUCCUAUUCUUUCUUCCCUCCCUGUUCUUGCCAUGCUUCUCUGUAGGUGGGUGUAACCUUCCCCAUCCCACUGACUUUGUGUUUGGCCUCAUGACUUAAUCUGGCCAAUGGACUAUGUGUGGAAGUGACAGUGUGCCAGUUCCAAACAGGCUUUAGAGGCAUGCCAAGUUUC
Hipposideros armiger (great roundleaf bat) is the source of this 3638-nucleotide messenger RNA. It is a transcript of the gene KCTD14, whose product is annotated as potassium channel tetramerization domain containing 14. Lineage: Eukaryota; Metazoa; Chordata; Mammalia; Chiroptera; Hipposideridae. Gene Ontology annotation, molecular function: protein binding. The record is from RefSeq and is a predicted model, not a curated record. Bases 875 to 1618 code for a protein of 247 amino acids. Gene Ontology annotation, biological process: protein homooligomerization. The transcript has 2 exons.